GAAGGCAAGGGCGCUCCGCCCUCUGGCGUCACAGCUGUUUUCGGGGCGAGCCCUGCUUUCGACUGUCAGCUCCAUUUUGUGGACGCGCCCGUCGCGGUUGGCCGCUGGUUCGCGGGUCACCUCGCGAGCUUUGAGCCUUGGCGCCGGGUCUUCGGCAGCACGAUGAGACAUUCAAAGAGAGCCUACUGCCCGCACUGGGAAGAGAGGGACUGGGACUAUGGGAGGUGGCGGAGCAGCAGCAGCCACAAAAGAAAGAGGAGGUCCCGCAGCAGCGUUCGGCAGCGCAAGCACUGCAGGUUCGAGUCCUCAAAAGCCUCUGACAGCUAUUAUUUGGAAACCAGAUCUAUAAACGAGAAGGAUUACCACAGCCGACGUUACAUUGAUGAAUACAGAAAUGACUGCUGUGAGGGAUGGGGUUCUGGACAUUGCCGUGGAGACCGUGAAGGCAGAUACCAGAACCAUAGUAGCAAGUCCUCUGGUAGAAGUGGAAGAAGUAGUUAUAAAAGUAAACACAGGACUCAGCACAGUACUUCUCACCAUCGAUCUCAUGGGAAGAGCCAUCGAAGGAAAAGACCCAGGAGUGUAGAGGAUGAUGAGGAGGGUCACCUGGUCUGUCAGAGUGGAGACGUUCUAAGAGCAAGAUAUGAAAUUGUUGAUACUUUAGGUGAAGGAGCAUUUGGAAAAGUUGUGGAGUGCAUUGAUCAUAGAGCGGGAGGUAGGCGCGUAGCAGUAAAAAUAGUUAAAAAUGUGGAUAGAUACUGUGAAGCUGCCCGCUCAGAAAUCCAGGUUCUGGAGCACUUAAACACGGCGGACCCCAGCAGCGCUUUCCGCUGUGUCCAGAUGUUGGAGUGGUUUGAGCACCACGGUCACGUUUGCAUUGUGUUUGAACUCUUGGGGCUCAGUACUUACGACUUCAUUAAGGAAAACGGAUUUCUACCCUUCCGCCUUGAUCACAUCAGGAAGAUGGCAUAUCAGAUAUGCAAGUCUGUGAAUUUUUUGCACAGUAAUAAGUUGACUCACACAGACUUAAAGCCUGAAAACAUCUUGUUUGUGCAGUCUGAUUAUACAGAGGCGUAUAAUCCCAAAAUGAAACGUGAUGAACGCACCUUGCUUAAUCCGGAUAUCAAAGUUGUAGACUUCGGAAGCGCAACGUACGAUGACGAGCAUCACAGCACGCUGGUGUCCACAAGGCACUACAGAGCGCCCGAGGUGAUUUUAGCCUUAGGGUGGUCGCAGCCGUGUGACGUCUGGAGCAUAGGGUGCAUUCUCAUCGAGUACUACCUUGGGUUUACGGUAUUUCCGACUCACGAUAGCAAGGAGCACUUAGCGAUGAUGGAAAGGAUUCUUGGACCUCUGCCAAAACACAUGAUACAGAAAACCAGGAAACGUAAAUAUUUCCAUCAUGAUCGCUUAGACUGGGACGAGCAUAGUUCUGCCGGCAGAUACGUCUCACGGCGCUGUAAACCCCUGAAGGAAUUCAUGCUUUCUCAGGAUGCCGAACAUGAACUUCUUUUUGACCUCAUUCAGAAGAUGUUAGAGUAUGAUCCAGCAAAAAGAAUUACUCUCAAAGAAGCCUUAAAGCAUGCUUUCUUUUACCCACUUAAGAAAAAUAUCUAAUUACAUAAUUGAAUAGUUCUCUUGCAGAGAUAAUGACAGACUGUAUCAGUCUAGUUUUAAAUAUUAAGUUAUUUCACACAGCUUUGUAAAUUUCUUACAUUUUUGUAUUGGCUAUGUUUGGGAAAUUAUGUACCUAGCUAAGUAGGAAAUACUUUUCAGCAAUUACAGGAUGAUUUAUUCAGAAUAAAGUUUGUGCUUAACAAAA
Chinchilla lanigera (long-tailed chinchilla) is the source of this 1822-nucleotide messenger RNA. RefSeq names its product CDC-like kinase 1 (gene Clk1). The coding region runs from base 163 to 1617 and encodes 484 amino acids. The transcript is spliced from 13 exons. Gene Ontology annotation, molecular function: ATP binding; protein tyrosine kinase activity. Gene Ontology annotation, biological process: regulation of RNA splicing; protein phosphorylation. The record is from RefSeq and is a predicted model, not a curated record. NCBI's taxonomy places the organism in Eukaryota, Metazoa, Chordata, Mammalia, Rodentia, Chinchillidae. Gene Ontology annotation, cellular component: nucleus.